Molecule: messenger RNA, 3543 nt
Organism: Aspergillus puulaauensis
Lineage: Eukaryota; Fungi; Ascomycota; Eurotiomycetes; Eurotiales; Aspergillaceae
Exons: 4
Coding region: 1-3543 (1180 amino acids)
Biological process (GO): intracellular calcium ion homeostasis; calcium ion transmembrane transport
Cellular component (GO): intracellular membrane-bounded organelle; membrane
Molecular function (GO): P-type calcium transporter activity; ATP binding; ATP hydrolysis activity
Source: RefSeq, a predicted model, not a curated record
AUGACCGGGCCUCAUUCCCCCUUGCUGGCCAGCCCCCCUACGCCGCCUCUCGGGGGGUCAGGACAGCCAGGGCACGGCACUCAGUCGGCAAGUAAGUAUGACGACACCGAUGUGCGCGCGUCGUCUCGCAGACUCAACAGCAGGGACAAUGCCGUUGAUGAGGGAGACUCUCUCAGACCAGAGCCCAGCGGAGAACCCGGUUCGGACGCAGAAAAUAACAAGUUCGCCUUCUCGCCCGGCCAGCUGGAUGAACUCUUGAACCCCAAGAACUUGGACGCUUUCGGCACUUUUGGAGGAUUGCGCGGGCUGGAAAAGGGUCUACGAACCGACGUUCAGAGCGGCUUGAGCAUGGACGAAACCGUGUUGCAUGGUAGGGUGAGUUUCAGCGAGGCGGUUUCACCACCCAGGCCUAACUCAGCGUCUCUCGCGCCAUCGCGUGAUACCAUGUUGGAUGCACCGGCAGGCAGGCAGCCAGAGGACCGAUUUGUGGAUCGGCAGCGCGUGUUUGGAACCAACAAGCUUCCCGAGAAGAAGCUCAAAUCUAUCUGGGUGCUGGUGUGGAUUGCGUACAAUGAUAAGGUGCUAAUCCUACUGUCCAUUGCCGCGGUUGUUUCUCUCGCCGUGGGUAUUCCCCAGUCUGUGCAAGGAACAGGCGUAGAAUGGGUAGAGGGAGCCGCGAUCCUUGCUGCCAUCUUUGUUGUGGUGACCGUCGGCGCGGCAAAUGACUGGCAGAAAGAACGGCAAUUCGCUAAGCUUAACAAGAAGAAAGAAGAUCGAUAUGUCAGGGUUAUCAGAUCAGGCAAGACAGCGGAGGUUCUGACCUAUGAUAUUAUUGUCGGGGACGUGAUGUGUCUGGAACCUGGUGAUAUGAUCCCGGCAGAUGGAAUCCUGAUUGACGGACAAGGCGUCAAGUGUGACGAGUCUUCAGUAACAGGGGAGUCAGACCUCCUUCGCAAAACCCCGGGCGGGACAGUCUACGACGCAGUUACACAGAAAAAGGACCUGAAGAAGAUGGAUCCCUUUAUCAUAUCAGGGUCCAACGUUGAAGAGGGUACGGGGACUUUCCUGGUCACUGCUACUGGUGUCCACACAACGUACGGCCGAACAGUGAUGUCUCUCCAGGACGAGGGCGAGAUCACCCCGCUGCAAGUCAAGCUAAACAUGCUGGCGGACUAUAUUGCCAAGGUCGGCCUUAUCUGCGCCCUGAUACUGUUCGUGGUGCUCUUCACCAAGUUUUUGGUCCGCCUCAAGGAGAUACAGGGUGGUGCAGAGGGAAAAGGUCAGGCCUUUCUGCGCAUUUUCAUCGUGGCCGUAACCAUUGUCGUUGUAGCAGUGCCCGAGGGGCUGCCAUUGGCGGUUACCCUCGCUCUCGCCUUUGCAACAACAAGAAUGAUCAAGGACAACAACCUCGUGCGCUUACUCCGGGCAUGUGAGACCAUGGGAAAUGCCACGACCAUCUGCUCCGACAAGACUGGCACACUCACAGAGAACAAGAUGAGCGUCGUGGCUGCGACUCUAGACACCAAGUCACAAUUUGGAGGCCAACCGUCUUCAAACCGUGCAGGCAGUGCACCAGGCUCAGGGACUAUUUCAGCCUCGGAGUUUAUAUCGACGCUUUCACUAUCAAUCAAGGAGCACUUGAUCCAAUCAAUCGCGCUCAAUUCAACUGCGUUCGAGAGUGACCGAGACGGAGGGACGACGUUUAUUGGAUCUAAGACUGAGACGGCGUUGCUGUCAUUCGCGCGAGAGCAACUCGGACUUGGGCCAGUGGGCGAGGAGAGAGCAAACGCGGAGAUCGUGCAGAUAUUCCCGUUCGACUCGAGCCGCAAAUGCAUGGCAGUGGUCGUUCACAUGCAGAAUGGAAACUAUCGGAUGCUUGUUAAAGGUGCUGCUGAGAUCUUACUCCGCCAGUCGGCGCAGAUAGUGCAGGAUGCAACCAAGGAUUUGGCAGAGACGCCGCUCUCCGAGACAACAAGGACCACGCUAGACACCAUUAUCACUGACUACGCGUCUCGCUCUCUGAGAUGCAUUGCUCUCGUGCACCGGGAUUUCCAAGAAUGGCCGCCUCAUGGGACACCGACGGACGAAUAUGGAAUGGCAGACUUUGAGCCAAUCUUCAAGGACAUGACGAUGCUAGGCAUCUUCGGCAUCCAGGACCCCGUCCGCGAAGGAGUCCCUGACGCAGUCCGCCAGUGUCAGCGUGCCGGGGUUUUUGUCAGGAUGGUGACUGGUGACAACAUUACCACGGCCAAAUCCAUCGCCCAGCAAUGUGGCAUCUACACGGCUGGCGGUAUUGCUAUAGAAGGGCCUGAAUUCCGCCAGUUGAGCCAUGAUCGGAUGAACGAGGCCAUUCCCAGAUUACAGGUCAUCGCGCGGUCAAGUCCAGACGACAAGAAGAUUUUGGUCAGCCAGCUCAAGACACUUGGCGAGACCGUCGCGGUGACUGGGGAUGGGACAAAUGAUGCGCAAGCACUCAAGACUGCGGAUGUUGGCUUCGCGAUGGGCGUUACAGGCACGGAAGUUGCCAAGGAGGCGUCAGAUAUCAUCAUAAUGGACGACAAUUUUACAUCAAUUGUCAAGGCCAUAGCCUGGGGACGGACGGUUAACGACGCGGUCAAGAAGUUCCUUCAAUUCCAAUUGACCGUCAACGUCACUGCGGUUGUUCUCACCUUUGUUUCCGCUGUUGCCAGUGAUGACGAGGAUUCUGUCCUCAGCGCAGUGCAGCUGUUGUGGGUCAACCUCAUCAUGGACACUUUCGCCGCUCUUGCACUUGCGACGGAUCCUCCUUCGCCUUAUGUCCUCGAGCGCACACCCGAGCCCAAAUCCGCGCCGCUAAUCACCCUGACAAUGUGGAAGAUGAUCGUUGGGCAGGCCAUCUAUCAACUGGCAGUGACGCUUGUCCUGAACUUUGCUGGCCAAUAUAUCUUCCCGAAGUGGGGUAGCGGAUAUAUGCAGACAGUGGUGUUCAAUACGUUUGUCUUCAUGCAGAUAUUCAACCAGUACAACUGCCGUCGGGUUGACAACCGUCUAAAUAUUAUGGAGGGCAUUCUAAAGAACACAUGGUUCAUCGCCAUUCAGGUCAUCAUCGUCGGCGGCCAGAUCGUGAUCGUCUUCCUCGGCGGGCAAGUCUUUUCCGUGCGGCGUCUUGACCAGCCCUCACAGUGGGCAGUGAGCCUGUUGUUUGGAGCUCUUACAGUACCGGUGGGGAUGAUGAUACGUCUGAUCCCGGAUAAAGCCAUCUCUAAGCUUAUUUCGUAUGUCUGGCCCGGCGCAAAGGGUCCUGAGCCGGGUAUCUCUGGGGAAGGCCGCCAGUACGGGUGGGACUUUGCACUAGAGGGAGUCCGCGACCAGCUGGCGUUUAUGAACAAGGUCCGAGGAGGGCGACUGAGGCAUAUAAUACACAAGCACCCCCAAGUUUUCCGCAAAUCUCGUGGCAGCUCACGUCCCCCAGAUUCGUCUUCGCUGCCCAAUGCGGUUGGAGACUCGGCACCUGCGACUGAGAGCACGCCUUUAAUUCGUGACAGUGGGACGAGCCAGACCUAG